Bacillus rossius redtenbacheri is the source of this 237-nucleotide messenger RNA. Its product is annotated as eclosion hormone. The transcript has a single exon. Bases 1 to 237 code for a protein of 78 amino acids. Gene Ontology annotation, molecular function: ecdysis-triggering hormone activity. Lineage: Eukaryota; Metazoa; Arthropoda; Insecta; Phasmatodea; Bacillidae. Gene Ontology annotation, biological process: neuropeptide signaling pathway; ecdysis, chitin-based cuticle. The record is from RefSeq and is a predicted model, not a curated record.
AUGGACGCCCGCGCCGCCGCCAUGUUGGUCGCCCUGCUGCUGUGCGCGGCGCUGCCCGCGGCGCGCGCCAGCAACGUGGCGCUGUGCGUGCGCAACUGCGCGCAGUGCAAGCGCAUGUUCGGCGAGUACUUCGAGGGCGAGCUGUGCGCCGACACGUGCAUCAAGUACAAGGGCAAGGUGAUCCCCGACUGCGAGGACAUCGGCUCCAUUGCGCCCUUCCUGAACCGCGUCGAGUAG